Symbiodinium necroappetens is the source of this 2364-nucleotide messenger RNA. The record is from the annotation of a GenBank genome assembly. Lineage: Eukaryota; Dinophyceae; Suessiales; Symbiodiniaceae.
AUGGCGGUCAACCACACAGCAGCGCAAGCGAAAGUGCCCUUGAAGGCGGGCGACUCGAUGAGGCCUGACAGGCAGAAUGGGGGCCGCUCAGUGAGCGAACUGUUGGAGGAGGGCUCUCUUGUCGCCCGGCACGUUGCAAUCUCCCUCAGCGGUGUGGCACCAGAAGAAGUCGCCACUUCCAUGCCCUAUCUCGUGAUGUUUGGCAUCCUCCUGGCAGUGCUCAGCUUCUGUGCCCUCUCCAGGCAGACGGAGGAUGGUGCCUUUUGGGUUAGCAGCCCAGCACAUCGCAGCACUGCGAACACCGCGAGCGAAAGCCCGAAGGCGGCAGCCCGACGGGCGGCCAAAGAAGGUCCCCGCCCAGCCCGAAUCCGGCCUCCCGAGCUCAGUCCGCAAGCGCAGAGCUUGCAGAGCUCGCAGAGCUUGCGGACGGGGCAGAGCCUGCUGAUAUCUCUUUGCCCACAGCUGGUGGUGCCAGAGAAGGUGGACUGCACUUUGCUGGUGCCGCUCCAGCGUGGCCAUUCAUCUUCGCUUCCAGUCUCGGACGUCAAGGGUGGGACAAUAUUUCUCUUGGAAACAAUUCCCGAUGGCCAAAGCAGCGAUGGUACAAGGCUCAUUUUGUCGAGCCCCAUGAAGGACGUGAGGUUUUGCCUGUGCCGCACGGUUACGACGGGUUUCGCCUUGGAAAACAACAAGGUCCAUGGUGGGCGCUUUGCAAACUUGAAGAAGCUCGACUCCGGCUUCACCCUGAUGGCUGACAGCCGUCGCCCCUUCCGCUUUCAAGGAAGCUUGUCGACAAGCAUAGAUGCAACUGACGACGACGGGAAGGUUUUGGCUUACUCUGGUGUAGCAGAGGCAGACAGCCGCGGAAUCCAGCAGCUGAAGCUCAACGUGGGUCCAGGGGUAGAUGCAGGUCUCAUGGUGGUCUGCUAUGCGGCUUUGGAGUUGUUGUUGCUACUCGCUUUCCUAGGGGUGCCUCGCUUGGAUGUCUUUCCUUGGCCGACGCCGCCGCCGAGUGAUGCCGUUGCUGCAGCGAUCCGCCGUUUGCGUGCCAUUGGAGCCAUUGAGGACGACGGCAGCAACACAGAGGGUUCCAGAGCAAGCUCUGCGACGGUCAGGUGCACGAAGCUGGGCUACCGCCUGGCAGCUCUGCCAGUGGCUCCGAGAUAUGCUCGCAUGCUCUUGGCAGCCAUCACAGCCAGUGCGGAGCUCAAGAUAGGACUCCGGCGCCUGGCGUGUUCUGUUGCGUUCGUCGCCAUGGCUGCGGCAGCAAUGCCAGCAGCGGAAGCUGUGCAAAGCUUGGCGGCUCAGCUGCCCUGCGGCCUGGACGAGGCAGCCGCCUCGCAGCGCCGGGCGCUCUUCGCCUCCUUUGACCCAAACGGCAACGCCAUCCUGUCUCUUGCAGAGGUUGAUGAUGGGCUGAAGAAGUUGCUGCCCUGCCCGUUGCCACGAGAGGUGGUGGCUCGUGCCUUCCAUGCAGCGAAAGCCAUCUCGGCGCCUGUUGCAGCCUUCAGCAACGACUACAUCGACGAGAAGGAGUUCCACUACUUCGUGCAGUACUUGCAUCACUACCUGCAGCUCUGGUCCUGGUUCUGCGAGGUGGACACGAGCUGCGAUCAACGAGUCAGCAUAGAGGAGUUCCGGGCGGCACUGCCGCAGCUCAACGAGCGGCUGCCUGGUGACCUCAGCGACGCAGCAGCAGCUUUCAAUGAGGUCGACGCAGAUGGUGGAGGCAUGGUCUUGUUCGAUGAGUUUGCGCACUGGGUCCUCUGCCGCGGCCUGGCACUUCAGGGACCAGGCGAGGACUGUCUGGAGCGCCAGCAUGCCACAGAGCUGCUGAGGCAGAGGCCGAACUUGGCAUCUGCAGACGGUGAAAGGAGGGGUGCAAGCCGUGGCAGAUCUGGACGAAGGUCACUGCCUUCCAGCCGAAGCCAAACGCCAUCUGCCCAACGGCUCUCUGCGAAUCGACAGGCCGCUGCAGCGGCCAAAUCCAGGCCAGCACCCGCACCUCCUUCAACUGCAGCACGGCAGAGGCAUGCGCGCGAGGGAAAUGCAGGCAGGCCCGAAUCUGCCACGAGGGUUCCGAGAGCUGCGGUGCCAAGUCGGGCCAGCGGCCGUCUCGAAGGGCCGCAAGCACCUGCUCGGGCGGCGCGCGCCCGCUCGGCCGGUCUCAGGCCCAUCCCGGAACCGCCGAGGCCAAGGCCCCGCGCAGCUCGAGCAGAAGCUCGAGCUGCGCAGCACGGCCAGUCCUUCGGUUCCCGGAAUCUCUGGGAAGAAUCUCCAGCGGCGGCGCUCGCACGUGGAAGACAUUCUGGUGCGAAAUCUCAGGCGAUUCUCGCAGGAGGCUACGAUCGCGGAUAUUUCUGA